Messenger RNA from Numida meleagris (helmeted guineafowl), 7298 nucleotides. RefSeq names its product calcium/calmodulin dependent protein kinase kinase 1 (gene CAMKK1). The transcript has 16 exons. Gene Ontology annotation, molecular function: ATP binding; protein kinase activity. The coding region runs from base 452 to 2065 and encodes 537 amino acids. The record is from RefSeq and is a predicted model, not a curated record. Gene Ontology annotation, biological process: activation of protein kinase activity; protein phosphorylation; CAMKK-AMPK signaling cascade. Lineage: Eukaryota; Metazoa; Chordata; Aves; Galliformes; Numididae.
GGAGAGGAGUGAGGGGGCCUUCAGAGAGUCAUGAGGAAGAGAUGUAGGAAUGUGCUUUGUUAUGGGUUGAAUAAUUUUUGACGCAGAGGUGGCAGCAUCACAUUUAAUUGUAAGCUGGGGAGUUUCUUGGGAAUGCGUGAUUGACACCCAGUGAGGAGAGCAGGAGGUUGCUUCUCAUCAGGUUGUCAUUCCUGCACUCCAUUUACCUGGCAGUACUCUCGUGGAGACUCCUCUCUUUGGAUGCCUUUAACCUGUCUGACACAAAACUUCCGUGCAGCCUCGCCCAGCGUCACGGAGCCAGCAGCAUGCAGGGAGCCAGCAAUUCCCACAGCGUGGAGAACCAUGUUGAGGUAUUUUGAGGAGACAUUCAGUCAUGCCAUACUCUGUCUGUGGGUGCUAGCAUUGCAGCUCUCAGCAGUCCCAUCGGAGGCUGUGCGGGCAGGACGCAGCGAUGGGGGACUCUCCAACAGAUGAUGUGGGUGAAGGCAGAGACACAGGCUUCCAAGACACGCAGGCUGAACUGGCAGAGCGGGUAGCGGCCAUAGAUUUGGCUGUUAGCCCAGGCAGAAGUGACCAGAAUGGUGAAGACGUCGCAGAAGAAAAUGACACGGUCUUUUCUGAUAACGUAAAAGACAUCCAAAGAAACGGAGUCAACAACGUUGUGGAAACGACUCAAUUCCUGCUCUCCCAACAGCCAGACAAUGCUCAGUGGGGGCAUAACUCCAAGAGACCUCUUGCUAGACCUGUGCUAUCAAGUAGAAAGUUGUCUCUUCAGGAAAGAUCGUCAGGAAGUUAUUUGGCUUCGAGCAAUGCUCCGGGUUGUGGUCAUUACGCCACGGGGCCGUCACCACGCAUAAUGCGGAGACCAACGAUAGAGUCCAAUCGCGUCUCCAUCUCAGAUGCUGAGGACUGUGUGCAAUUAAACCAGUACGAGCUGCAGAGUGAAAUAGGCAAGGGUUCCUAUGGUGUUGUGAAGCUGGCCUACAACAAGGAUGAUGACAAGUAUUAUGCUAUGAAAGUCCUCUCCAAAAAGAAGCUCUUGAAGCAGUACGGAUUUCCACGUCGGCCUCCUCCUAGAGGGUCAAAAACAACCACUGGAGAGCAGACAAAAACAAUGGCACCACUGGACAGAGUCUAUCAGGAAAUAGCCAUAUUAAAGAAACUGGACCAUGUCAACAUUGUUAAACUGAUAGAGGUCCUUGAUGAUCCUGCAGAAGACAACUUAUAUAUGGUGUUUGACCUCCUGAGGAAAGGGGCUGUCAUGGAGGUACCAAGUGAUGAGCCAUUCCGCGAGGAUCAGGCCCGGCUCUACUUCCGAGACAUUGUUUUGGGCAUUGAGUACUUGCACUACCAGAAGAUCAUUCACCGGGACAUCAAGCCUUCCAAUCUGCUCUUGGGAGAUGAUGGGCAUGUCAAAAUUGCUGAUUUUGGAGUCAGUAAUCAGUUUGAAGGGAACGAUGCCCAGCUCUCCAGCACGGCAGGGACACCAGCCUUCAUGGCACCAGAGGCCAUUUCAGACACGGGCAAAAGUUUCAGUGGAAAGGCACUUGAUGUAUGGGCCAUGGGGAUUACCCUGUACUGCUUUGUUUAUGGGAAGUGUCCUUUUAUAGAUGAAUAUAUUCUGGGUCUUCAUAACAAGAUCAAGAGCAAGCCUGUGGAGUUCCCAGAAGAAGCACAAAUAAGUGACGAGCUCAAGGAACUGAUCUUACGCAUGCUUGAUAAAAAUCCAGAAACGAGGAUAACAGUCCCUGAAAUUAAGGUACAUCCAUGGCUAACCAAGGGUGGCGAGGAGCCUCUGCCACUGGAGGAAGAGCACUGUACUGUGGUGGAGGUGACAGAGGAGGAAGUGAAGAACUCAGUGAAGACAAUCCCAAGUUUGCCUGCUGUGAUCCUAGUGAAGGCCAUGCUAAGAAAACGCUCCUUUGGAAAUCCCUUUGAAGUUCAGACCAGACGGGAGGAGAGGUCCAUGUCUGCUCCAGGGAACUUGCUGAUAAAACAAGGGAGCAGAGAAGGAGGCAGGGACUCGGAGCUGCCUGAUGUGUGUGAAGAUGAAGCUACGUCCUGAAGCCACGUGGCUGUCGCAGGCUGGCUGCUCACGUGCUGCUGUUGCCGUACCCAUCGUGGUGUUGUCUAGCACACAUUGCUCACAUCGCAAAGUCCAGGGCCUGCAAAGCAAAAAAAAAAAACAAAACGGAGCAACCUAGCCAACUGAAAAGGAGGAAAAGAGCAGCAAUAAAGAAACGAGCGAGUGUCGGCUGGCAGAGGGCUGGCUUGGCCCCUUGGGCAGCUGUGUUCCUCACGCGAGGUGUCCGUGUGCUCCUCUGUGUGUGCCUUGCUCUCCACUUGUGCUUCACGUGUGAGCUUUGUAGUUGGGUGUCUUGACCAAUGAAUGUUUUUAUUUGCAGUGCAACGAACCAAACAUUGUCUCGUGGGUCGUUCGCCCUAGAGACCUUUUCCUUGGGUUUUUUUUUUUUUUUUCAUCCUCUGUUUCAAAGAUCAGGAAAAAAAAAAAAAGACAUCAAAGCUAGGUCUUAUAUCAGAGAGCGACUCUUAUUUAAUGCACGCAUGAAGCAGUUCUGUGUACCAGGAUGCAGUCCUGUUCCACUUGGAGCUGGUGGUAACAUUUCUACCGACAGCAGUUACAGAAGGAUGAGAUCUCCCUUUUGGUGUUUACUCUGUCACUCUCUAUGCCUUUUUUUUCCCCUUCUCCUCGUAACCCUUAGUGUAAAUCCUGCCAGCACUGAUAGCUUUAUUCAUGGCAGUGUCAUAAACUACAAGAACUACGUGACAUUUCCUGUGCAAUGAGCCUUGAAUGCCACAGAGAGCUGAACCACCAGGAUACACGUGAAGGCUUAGUGCACAGGGGACGUCUGUUAAUGAGCUGUGCCCUUCCCAAGGAGCUGGGAUUUCACUCCAUCACCUGCUCCCAGUCCUGUGCGCAUGGAUGUUGUUCUGAACUCUAAAAAGAAGUGACGGGUUUGGCAUUUAUCUCCUUUAAGGGUGAUUUCCUUUCACGCGCAUCUCUUAGCUUCUUUAAAAUGUGUGCCUGAUGCUUUUCAACUCUGAUUUCCUGAUAGGUGGCCCGAAACAGGAGAGCUCUUAAAGAUGGAAAACAUUGGUGGAAGGUUUUUAAACUAAGGAAGGUACAGAACACAAACGAGAUAAAAUGAAAACUUGAUCUGUAGUUGCUUGAGGCCGUCGUUUUUCAUUUACGACCAUAAUUUUAUGCACGUGCUGAUGCUGCUGAUAGCAAUCCAUGGAUUGCUUCUGAACUUGGGGUUAGAAGCUCCAUCUCUCCAGGUGGUGGCAGGUUGAGGUGCUGUGCUCAAGGAGCAGAUGCAGUCGUUUCUCCGCUGCUGUGUGUAAUCAGGAAUUUCACUCUUGCACGCCAAGAGUAAAAGCCAAUGACAUCAAUCCAUCGAAGCAUACGUCGGCAUUUUCCUUUGAGCUUUAAGGGGGUCUGAGCGUGCCCCCAGUAAGUCAACGGACUGAAUUCUUGUACUUAAAGGACACGAUUAAAUUUGGUUCCUCCAUAAUCAUUUUACUGACUUUUUUUAGGUUAACCAUGAGGGCUUGGGGCUUGAGUCCCCUGAUUCUUUGUGCGAGGGGAUAUGUGUACAAGGGUUAUUAGCAGCAACUGGUAUAGCAGCUUUCCCAUUCUGUUCACUGCAGUUUAGUUUGGUUCCCAAUGAUUUUGUGGCUGAGCUUUGCUUCCAGUGCCUUCUGCUUGCUGUCCCCUGCCUGCCACCUCUGUGUCCUCCCCUUUGCUCGUCUCCAGCUGCUGGGAGGCCCAGAGGCAGCCUGGGCUCUGCCCCACAUCCUGCCUAUAAGUAUUGGCCUAGCCUCGUGGCUUGGGAUGUAUUAUUGUAGCUAUGGUGUUUUGUCAAGGAGCCCUUCCAUUUUAAAAUCAGGCAGCAGGAUUAUGUCCCGUAAAUGUUAUUGCUGUGGGGCCGUAUUCUGCAUCACUUGCAUCCAGGUAUUGCCCCUGCCUGCACCUGCAGUGCACUCAGCGUCCUCCGAGGGCCGUGGUUCUGCUCCAGCCAAGCUCUGUGAUGCAUCCCUGCGCACUGCAGCGCUUGAGCCAUAUUGACUCAUAAUGAACAUUUAAACACACAGCAAAAGAGAGGGAGAACCAAGGUGGGACCUUGGCGAGUCCGUAGAGCACAGCUGGGGCUCUGCAAACGCGGGAGGAAGGCUGAGCUGGGACAAACUGCACAGCCGGCAUGGACGGGGUGGCUGUGCAGGGAAUGCCUGCACGCAGCUGGCCCCGCUUGGGGCAAAUGAGACCUCACUGGGGAUGGAGCACGAGGGCACCACCAGGUCCUGCUGGGCAGCUCCAGGGGAAGGGCAGCGGCAGCGGGCAGAAGGAUGGCUCUCACCGAGCGUGUCCCUGAGGCUGGGCACGGAGACAGCGGGCCAGGGAACGAGGGAGAAAAGAGAGCAGCUGUAAUCCUUGUCAGCGUGGGUCUGCUGAGGUCUGAGCAACGCUCGGGUGGUGCUCGCAGAGCUGUAAGGCCACCAAUGAGGUUUUAUUUCUUGUGUUUGUGAACAGAUGGUAAGGGGGAGAAGUUUGCUAACGCAGGCGGUUGUUGGGGUUCCUCUAAAAAUGUGCAGCUGGGGGAGUUGAUGGGGUGAGGCGGCUGGGAAGCUGCUCUCAGCCUCCAUUAAUGAGACCAAGCAAAUAAUUUACAGAUUUUUCUCCAUGUUCUUAGAGUGGUAACAGGAGCACUGCUGUAGUUUUGGAGGGGAAUUGAGGAGAGUGGGUAUUUGUUAUGAUUAUCUGAAAAUCUGCUUUGGAAAGUUGCCUGUUUUUGGUGAAAGAAAUCUUUCUGGAGCUGUUUCUGCAGGUUCAGGGAACAGAAAGUAUUACAGGGCUGAGCUUUUGUCAGACCUCAUUUCUCCAUGCAGUCCGCCAGCUUUGUGGGUUUGCCUCCGGAAACUGCACAAAUCAAAAAGGUGGGAGCAGCACAAGCAGCAAGAACUGCUGGAGUUGAUUCAGAGGCUGGUGUGACUGCUGCAAGGACGUUUCUUUCACUGAGCUGCAAUGAAACUCCUGCUCGUUUUUAUGUGUGCUAGGGCAGCUAGGAGCAAUGCUGCUUGUACUUCGAAGAAAGAAAGAGACACAAGAGAGAACCUGUUCGAAACGAACACCCUUGGCAAGCCAGCCCUUUUGUUUGCUCUGGAAAGCCAUUCUCGUUAGCUGGGUGUCCAAAUAUUUGUCUUUGUUCUCGCUGUGAGCAAGGGGUGGGAUUUGGGGUGGCAGGGCUGCAGCGUGACUCGCUGGGUGCUGUGGGCACUGGCGGAUGCUGUUGUGUUUACUCUGUGCUUUUCCUCUCCCAGUCCCCGCUUGCUGGUGCUGCUGUGUGCAAACAGGUGCCCGCCAGCUCCGUGCUGUGUGUGCUGUGUGUGCUGUGUGUGCUGCGCUGUGCACAGGGCUCCUCCUGACGGCAGUCGGCUCCGCUCAGCCUUCCAGCUCAGGGAUGGGCGCAGCGCAGGAGGCUCUGAUGGAAGUUUCUCUUUUGGAGGAACAGCACAUCUUUCUGAUCUCUGGGAGGUCGCUUGUCUCUCUUGCUCCGUGAAUUGCUGCAGGUCUUCAGUUUGGGGGGUAGCGAAUCAUAGAAUAUAAUCGUAGAGGUUGGAAAAGACCUCCAAGAUCAUCCAGUCCAACCGUCCACCCACCACCAAUAUUUCCCCACUAACCCGUGUCCCUCAGUACCACAUCUAAACGUUUCUUGAGCACCUGCAGGGACGCUGACCCCCCUUCCCUGGGCAGCCUGUGUCAGCCCUUGAUGGCUCUUUCAGAGAAGAAAUUUUUCCUGGUAUCCAACCUGAAUCUCCCCGGGUGCAGCCUGAGGCCGUUCCUCCUGCUCCGGCUGGCAGCCCUGCUGCUGAUACACGCCAGGAUGCUGUUGGCCUUCUUGGCCACCUGGGCACGCUGUGCUAAGUGAAAGUCCUCAUUUAACAUCUCCUGUCUGGUAUGAAGGAGUACUGCAGGAAAACAUUGCCAUGAAUACCACGCUUGCAAAUAAAUGAGCUUUGCAGCUAUUUAAUGACACAUUACAGCAGAUGCAUGGAUAACAACUCGCAGUACUUAGGAAGCUGCCUCAGCCAGCUGGGUGUGUGUGUGCUGUCCCUGCUCUUGCACUGUGAUUUCCACUGAUGCAGCCCCAGGAAACAGCAGCGUGGGCUCCGUGGUGCACCUUGCAGAGUUAGCUUUCGAGCAGGAGCACGUUCCUGUGGCAGCUGGGGUCAGCACGCACGGAGUUUGGCUGGAAGUUCACUGGGAAACUUGUGCUGAGGACGUGGUGCAGGAUGGCACGGUACCCCCAGCUGCAUUGUCUGGGGGAUCCAGGGAGAACAGGCUGCUGCUGCAGCAGAAGGCAGCAGGAGGAAGGCGGCAUAGCUGCUCGUGCAGGAUGGAGUGCAGCCCGGUGAGGUGACAACCAGGGCAGGAUUUAAUUCAUUGCUGGAUUCGUGCAGGGAAGCUGCCGUGCGGAAUUGGAUGUUCCUCCAUUGUUGUCACCUUGCUGCCUGCUUGCGCUGCUGUUCUGCAGUGAGAUGCUCCUGGCUUGGGGGGGGAAGGCUCAGCCUGGGGGGUAGGAUCUGAACAAGGGAGGGAUGGGCAGAGGACGAGGCCUGCAGCGCUGUGGAACCCAGCCAAGAGCAGGAGCACGGUGGUGUCUGGCAGGGAGCUGGAGACAGAAAGCACCACAUCGUGACUUUUUGUGUACGUGUAACUUAGUUUGGGUAGCAACCAUCUCCCCUUUACCAGGGCUUGUGUGCAGUGCUGUUUGCUGAGCCAAGCAGCGAAAGGGAUUUCUUUGCUGGCCCAAAGCCCCUGCAGAAGACCACGUCCUGAGCUGGACGUGGGGCUCUGCACGUCCCAUCCCGUCCCGUCCCCGCUCCCUGCCCCUGAGCGCAGCCUCCCGUGGGCUGGCAGACAUCAGUCACAGGACGGCGGCAGCACACCAAGUGCUCUGAAAAUCUGUAAAUUCAAGAAAAAAAGGAAAAAAUAGGACCUGUCAGGAUAUAAUUCUGACCUUCUGUGCCGUAACCUUGCUGCUGUGUACCUGAUUUAUGCCUGUUCCGUUAGAAUUUAAGUCUCUUGUUCUACUCGAUGUGCAGUAUGACUCUGUAUGCACUCUGCUCUGACCCCAGCAUGAUGUAUAUGCACUCAGUACUGUAAUGGCACGUGGCCGUUACCCUGUAAAUAUGUACCAUGAAUAGAGAGGCUAUUUUUUGCAUGCUUUUGUACUCUAGAACCAAAAAGAAAAUGACAAUAAAGUCCACGGGAACGA